Tilletiopsis washingtonensis is the source of this 5966-nucleotide messenger RNA. RefSeq lists its product as hypothetical. The transcript is spliced from 12 exons. The record is from RefSeq and is a predicted model, not a curated record. Gene Ontology annotation, biological process: Golgi to endosome transport. Bases 128 to 5911 code for a protein of 1927 amino acids. NCBI's taxonomy places the organism in Eukaryota, Fungi, Basidiomycota, Exobasidiomycetes, Entylomatales. Gene Ontology annotation, cellular component: trans-Golgi network; endosome.
CCACAUCCUGCCUCGCACCACCUCCACUCUCAGCGCCCGAGGCAGCCUCACUGCUCGAUAUACAGCACUGCGCCCCCAGCCUCCCACUCCGCUCGCACUUCUGCCGGCUCGUCGAUACGCGUGACGCAUGUCGUCCGGCUCCUCGCGCAGCGGAGCGGCAGCGGGCUCCAGCGCGCCGGGAGCCUCACCGGCCGUCGCCUCGCUGUCGCGCGUGCGCUCCAAUGCCUCGCUCGCCUCGCAGCGCGCUGCUGCUGCCGCAGAGUCCAGCGGUGCAUCUGCCGGCGCGCAGACGCCGGCAGCGUCGGCUGCGGCGUCUGGCGCCUCGAGCCCGGUGCUCGGAGCUGCGCCGCUGGCACCGAGGGGCAGCACGACGGCUGCUGCUGCGCUUGAUGCGUCCAGCUCGCAAGGGCAAGGCGCCAUGUGGCGGACAAGCGCGGCGAAGCGAGCAGAGAAGGCAUGGGCGCUGCAGAGCGAGAAGUCGCUGCAAGCGGAUCCCAAGUUCAAGAAGCACGCCGCGGCAGUCGAGCGAGCUCUUGCGAGCUUUGAAGGCGUCGCCGAGUGGGCAGACCUCAUCGCGUGUCUCGGGCGUCUGCACAAGACAUUGCAGGCGGCACCGCACUUCCUGUCCAUUCCGCGCAAGCACGGCGUGGCGCGAUGCCUCUCGCAGUGCCUGAGUCCUGCGCUCUCGUCGGGCGUGCACGAGCGCGCCCUCGAGGUGUACGCCUACAUCUUCGGCAUCAUCGGCCUCGACGGCGUGCGGCGAGACCUCAACAUCUGGCUGCCCGGCCUGCUGCCCUUCUUCCAGCUCGCGUCCGCGAACGUGAAGCCGAGCGUCCUCGACGUGCUCGAGAAGCACAUUCUGCCUCUCGGCGAGGAGCUGCGGCCAGUCACGCGAGCGCUGCUGCUCUCUCUGCUGCCAGCAGUGGAAGAGGAGGCCGUCGGCGCCUGUGCUCGCGUGCUCAAAGUGCUCGACGGCUUGCUGAGCAGCGUGGGCCAGACGUUCAUCCUGCAGAUUCUCUGGAUGCUGCUCAUGUCUGCACCGGACAGCCGCAUGGCAGCUCUCACCUACCUCACGCACCGCUUGCCCGAUCUCGACGGCGAGGUAGACGAAGCAGGCUCUGCGACAGAUCAAGAGAGCACAGCACUAGCGACAGCAGUCGUCGGGCGCGACCUUGGCCUGAUGGUGCGCGGCAUUGCCGCGGCCCUCGAAGACUCCGCGCUGCCGGUGCGCCGCGCCGCGCUGGACUUCCUCAACACGCAGCUACGCCUCAGCUCUCGCACAAUGACGCAGCAGAUGCGGCUCGAGGACAAGGUACGCCUCGUCAGCGCCUCGCUGGGUGUCAUCCUGCGCAAGCAUCACGGCCUGGACCGGCGGCUCUUUGAGUGGCUCCUCGGGCCAGACGACGAGCCCGACGAGCAGCGGCAGCACCUCGAGACAUAUGCGCUAGAGCUUGUGCGCCUGGCGCUCAGACAGCAGCUGUUCGACGCGCCACGGCUCGGCUCCGUCGCCGCCGCGUUCCCAGGCGGUGCGCCCAUGCAUCAGCAGCACCUCCAGCAGCAGGCACAGGGGGAGGUCAACGCGCGCCAGCGGCCAUUCCGCAUCUUCGUCGGCCUGCUCGACAAGUGGGAGAUCGGCCAGCCUCUGGCGAACGUGCUCGUGCUGGACGCCCUGCGCGCAAUGCGCCAGCAGCUCGAGGUGCCGCUGGACAGCGGUACCGAGGCAGCCUCGGUCGAGAUCUCGAGCACUGCUCGAAUGCUCUUCGAGGUCGUCGAUCCACUGGCGACCUACCGGCAGUUCUUCCACGCCUUGCGGGACGAGCUGCAGGCGAGCGCCGACGUGGCGCCCGAUGACCUCUCUGCCAUCGCUUUGCUGCGCUUCACACUGCGCAAAUUCCGCAUGCACGACGAGGAGAGCCGACAGAUUCAUCUGCCGGUCAUUCUCUCCGUCAGCGCCGACCUUGUCACCGCCAUUCUGCAGAACGAGCAGCAUCUGUCGCCGGAGCGAGAGCACCAGCUCGCCGAGGGACUGGCGCUCGCCUCGGACGUGCUCGCUCUGGUCCCAGCCCAUGUCUUCGUGCGCAGCAGCGAGGAGGCGGUCCAGGCAUCGACAAACGCAGACUGGUCAUUCGUGGAUCAUGCUGCGACAUUCUACGAUGCAGGCGAGGCAUUCGCCGACGAGGCAGCUCAGCGCAACGUGACGUUCCAACGGCCCGACGUGCUAGACCAGCUCGUCGAGAGAUGCACCGGCCUAGUCGCCCGCGUCUUGGAGCGGAUGACCAGCACUGCGCUGCUGCUCGGUGCUCUGCGCCUUGCGACGCAACUGCUUGUCGCCAUCGACGCCGCUGAGGAUCCGAGAAUAGCAAGCUUGUCUGCGGUGUCCGGAUCGGGCGAGGCUGCGAAGCUCGAGUGGGCGCCCGCUGCCUGGAGCGAGAAGCUGCUCGCGCGCUGCGACGACGCCAGUCUUUUCGACGAGGUCGAUCACCUCGUCUGCGGCCUGGUCGCGGCAGCGAAGUGUCGCGCGAUCGCCGUGCCCCUCCGUCUCGAUGCACGCGAGACAGUGAGCAAGCUGCUGCUCAAGCUGCUGAGCUUCAUGCGCGCGCGCCACAGCCCGUACCACGCUCGCGCUGUGGAGCUCUUCUGGAUGGUGCAGCAGGUCGCACGCGGCUACCACGCAGAGUCGAUUCUGUGCGAGCGCCUUGCAAGCGUAGACGAAGAGACCAGAGCCAGCACCCUCGAGGGUUUCGGCACGUUGUGGAAGCUCACAGACGACGCAGACAUCUCGAUGGAGGUCCUCAGCAAUCCUCUGCGUCGGGUGCUCGAUGGCCUUCGCUCAUCGACGUGGACCAAGAAGCAGGCGGCUGAAUCGUGGCUGCGCGCGUACAUGCGCUCCUACAUUCCGCUGGUCGACACCGUGCUGCCCCUCAUCAUCGAGGCGCAGCCUGUGCGAGAGGAAGUUCAGGUCAAGGCGUGCGGUACGCUCAUCAACAGACUCGUGUAUCGGCAGGCCUUUGACCAUGAGACGGUCAACUAUGCGGUGGCCAGUCUUCUGGCGCUUGCCUCGUUUGGCGCUCAGGCCUUUGCCAAAGCGCUGCGCGGGAGCGCGCUCAGCAAGACGCACAGCCGCAGCGUCCAGCGCUUCUACAGGCAGGCCGCCAUGGGCGCCGAGGCUUCGUAUCUCGACGCCUUGAUCGAACUCGUGAUGGCCCUGCUGCGCAGCGACGUACCGAGCGCAGCGGGUCUCGCAUCCGCGACCUGCAACGGAGUCACGCACACCACAGCAGUCGAGCUGCUGCAGCUGCUCGCCGUCCGCGGAGCCCUCAACUCGAAGCGGCUCGGCGAGUUUGAGAGCUGCCUGCUCGAAAGCCUCUUGGUCAGCAUCGAGAUUGGCACCGUCGAACGGCAGUGCAAGCUUCUUCACGCGCUCCACACUGUCAUCAACUUCAGAGCGAGCGAGAGCCAGUCACGGCAAGACGGCGCCGGAGACGUCGCAAAACGAGCAGGCAAAGCUCAAGCGCAGCCACACCCUCUGCUGCUUCGAGCUGUGCGCGCUGCGCUCAGCUCGCGGACGAACAGGCCGGCCCUUCAGCACUGGACCGACUUCUUGCUCACUGCUGCCUCACUCUACUCUGGCUUGGUCGCUGACGUGCUCCUGCCCAUCAACGAGUGCGUAUGCGCCUUGCUCCGGAGCGCCAUCGACGACAUCAAUGGCGCGUACGUCGUGCGUCCGGACGGCGACUUCGCCAACUCGUCCUGCGAUACGACGGAGGUGGACAUCACGCUCUUGCUCAACGUGGGCGAGCAUGUGCUGCUGCAGUCCCUCGAUGCGACAGCCCACGCGAGCCGAGGGUCUGAGCACGGAGCCGGGCUCUCGCAGCAAGCCAGCGAGGAAAGCAAGGACGCAGGUGCAAGCACCGGGCUGCUCGGCUACGUGUCCAACGUCUUCUCGAGCGAGCCUGCGCCCUCUGCAGCCACUCAAAGCGCGCUACAGGUUGCGAACAGCGCUUUGCGGAGCCUGCAUCACACUGUCCGGACUCUGCACCAUCUCUGGACGCAGUUGAGCGGCAAGCAGCCCGCAGAUGUGCGCGGCGCUGCGCUGGAGCGCUUUGCGCCAAAGAUUCGCACGCGUAGUCGUCGCUCGCUCGAGCGGCUCUUCCGCAGCCACUCUGGCGAGGUGGUGGAGGCACUUGUCGACUGCUGGAGUGCUGCUGGCGGCUCUCGGGAGAGCACCGCUGCGUCGGAGGCCACGUUCGAGAUCCUGGCAAUCUUGGCGCCCAGUCCGCAGAUGGUUGUCAGCUUCCUGUGCGACGUCAUUUCCACUCGCACAGCCGCCUCGUCCUCCUCUCUGGACAAGGACAAGAAGCCUGCCUCGAGCUCUGCCGUAUCGGAGAACGUUCUGUUCCUCUUCCUCGACAGCUACCUCGCUCGUCUGGACGCUGCUGCUGCCGUUCAGGUCUGGCCUGUCGUUACGAUCUUGAUCAAAGACUUGGUGGUCAACAACGUCUCGCACAAGGCUCAGCUCUUCCCAAUGCUGCGCUGCCACACGACGGUUGGCGAGCUGAUCUGCACCACGUCGGCCUUCGACGACCGCCGCCUCCGACGCGACCUGACCGAGAAUUACGUCCGACUUGUCGAUCUGUGCAUUCUCGUCUCGGGACGCCGCUCUGCUCGCGAUACCGAGCGCGAGGCUCCAGCUGCUGACUCUGCAGCCGAUGCGGAUGCCCGAGUCGGCGUUAGUGCGCACGCGGAUGAGCUGUUGCAGUCUGCACGGAUCAACGAGUUCCUGGCAACACGUGCGCUGCCAGCUCUACUCAAGUUCGCGAUCGAGGGCGACAAGGUCAUCUCGGUCUGCUCGAAUGCUGUGUACUACAUCGUCGCGCCUUCUAUCAAGGCGGGCAGCAGAACACUCAACUUCGACACGGCGACACUCUUGCUGCUCACGGAGAUGGCCAAGAUUCCGGGCACGAUCAAGACCUGGCGCACGCCUGUCAGCGACACAUUCAGCGACGCGCGCUUCUUCCACAUGUCGCCAGAGAUGAGCCAGCGGUGGCAGCAGCCCGUCUUUGCGCUCUUUGGCAGCGAUCCAGAGCGACUUCUGGAGCUCAUCGGCAAGAUCUCGGCCGCCUCUUCCGUCGGCAUCUUCACGAACCGAGAGGCCGAGAUGCUCGCGCGCGCCACGAACAUGCGCCGGCUGUCCUUCGUCAUUCUCUGCGGCAGCGAGGACUACUUCCUCGCGCAGCUGCCUGCCAUCCAAGACAAGAUCGUCAGCGUCCUGCGGGCGGGACCGGCGGACGUUGUAGCUGCUGAGGUGUACCUCUGCAUGCGCGUGCUGCUGUGCCGCUUCUCGGCGCAGCAUCUCGCGGGCUUCUGGCCAGUGCUUCUCUCUGAGAUGACACGACUGUUCGAUGGCCUCCUGGACGAGCUGCCUCCAGACGGAUCCGACAACCUUCACCUCGUCUUCUCGGCGUGCAAGUUCCUCGACCUCUUGCUGACGCUGCAGACGGACGACUUCCAGAUCCACCAAUGGCUCUUCAUCACCGACACCAUAGACGUCGUAUACCCACCGGACGACUUUGUCUCCGAGUCGCUGCUCGACGGCAUCGCUGCGGCGCUCGAGAAGCGACUGUCGCGAUCGAGCCCGCGCGUCGAGAGCACAGGCACCUUCAUGCCCGCCCGUGCUGGCGGGCUCGCACGCGAUGGCGCGGACCUGAGCGACGAACCCGCCGGCCUGGCGCUGCGCCGGCCCAUGCUUGCUUCGACGACAAGCAUUGCGCGCAUCGAGGAGCUUCACACCUUCUUCGCGCGCCUCAGCCUCGCCAGCUUCGAGGCCAUGUACGCCGGCGGCAAGGUCGACCACGACGCCAUCGAGACGGGCCUGCGCGUUGCGCUCUUCGACCACGCCGGCACUCCCUGAUCCCUGCCCGGCGCAUGCGGUACAAAUGCAUUGUGUCGCAGCAGCAAUGAUGUGC